Molecule: messenger RNA, 759 nt
Organism: Adineta ricciae
Lineage: Eukaryota; Metazoa; Rotifera; Eurotatoria; Adinetida; Adinetidae
Source: the annotation of a GenBank genome assembly
AUGGCGAGUAUUAAAAUAUACCAAGUCGAUGCCUUUACUAAUCAAUUGUUUGGCGGCAAUCCGGCAGCUGUAUGUCCACUAGAUAAGUGGUUACCCGAUGCAGUGAUGCAAAAUAUUGCUGCUGAAAAUAAUCUGUCCGAAACAGCUUUCUUUGUACCUACUUCCAGUGACAACACAUACGAAAUUCACUGGUUUACACCUACGGUGGAAGUAGACUUAUGUGGUCAUGCGACGUUAGCGACAGCACAUACGAAGAAGGCUGGUGAACUCACAGUAAAUCGACAAAAAGAAAAUGAUUUAUAUACCCUCGAUUUUCCAGCUCGUCCAGCUACCAAAGUCGAUUUGCCAAGUGGCAUGUUGUCAGCGUUACAAAGUGAAAAGGCUCCAAUUGGUGUUUAUAAAGCAAGGGACUACUUGCUCGUUUAUGAAAACGAAGUCGACAUCAAACAGUUGUCGCCGGACUUUACUGUAUUGAGCAAAAUUGAGGAUGUUUUUGCUGUGAUCGUCACCGCUCCUGGCGACGAAGUAGAUUUUGUUUCACGAUUUUUUGCUCCUAGCGCCGGCGUUCCCGAAGAUCCCGUGUGUGGUUCAGCUCAUUGCACUCUUACUCCUUUCUGGUCUGAACGAUUAGGUAGAAAUCAACUGCAUGCUUACCAGAUUUCGGCGCGUAAGGGAGAACUUUGGUUGGAAUAUAAAGAUGAUCGAGUGUUGCUAUCUGGCAAAGCGGUUACAUAUUUAAAAGGAGAAAUCAAUAUUUGA